This is a messenger RNA of Prunus avium (sweet cherry), 411 nucleotides long. RefSeq lists its product as uncharacterized. The record is from RefSeq and is a predicted model, not a curated record. Lineage: Eukaryota; Viridiplantae; Streptophyta; Magnoliopsida; Rosales; Rosaceae.
AUGGGUAAGAAGAAGCCUCAGAAAACGAAGGAGCUUUCAGUAGCUAUAGCUGAAGCUCCAUCAACUGGAGAUGAAGGGCAGCAGCAAUCACAGCCUCAGCCUCAUACCCCAAGAAAGAGAGGAAGACCUCGCAAGAUCAUUGAGAAAACUGAAAGCACUGAAGAACAAUCCACACCACAAACAGAAGAAGCUGCUGCUGCAGCUGAAGAUGUUGAAGAACAGUCUAAAAAAGCAAAAGCCACGGAGGAUGAAGAUCAACAACAAGAAGAACAACAAGAGCAGCCAAAGAUAAAAGAAGAAGAACCCUCAUCGGCUUCUGUGAGAGGAGGUGCUAAAAAGGAAGAGGGACAAGCUAGGCAGCCUUCAAGAAGUAGAGCUAGGCGGAAAAGCAAACCCAGAAAGAGUAGCUAA